AUGGCUCAUACAGUGGAAAUCCCGGAGGGACUUGGCUAUGUCGGCGCGUCCCUGGUUAGCGUAGUGUUUCUUUUGAUUGGGCAAAGCCAAGUCGUUGCUACGUACCGCAAAAAAGCUGGAAUUGCAUACCCUCAAUUGUACGCAGAAAAGGCAGAGGCCGAGAAGUCCCAAGAUGCCCACCUUUUCAACUGUGCACAACGUGCUGCUCAGCAGACUCUAGAGCAGAUGCCCAUUGUGCUAAUUCUCUCUGCAAUAAACGGGUUUAAAUAUCCCAUUCUCACAGCAGGAACGAUAACCUUGUGGACUGUCUCGCGUAUAUCGUUCACGCGUGGUUAUAUUACUGGAGAUCCUAAGAAGCGUGGCUCAGCUCUUAACUACCUCGGCCAGCUGGGCCUUAUUGGUACAUUUUCUUCAGGUCUUCACUAUACCACGGCUGACUUUUGUUUUAGGCCUCGUGGCAUAAUCAACUUUUAUGUAUCAAAUGUGGUCGUUGCAAGCUCUCAACUUGUAAAGACAUAA
Messenger RNA from Psilocybe cubensis, 519 nucleotides. RefSeq lists its product as uncharacterized. NCBI's taxonomy places the organism in Eukaryota, Fungi, Basidiomycota, Agaricomycetes, Agaricales, Agrocybaceae. The transcript is spliced from 7 exons. The coding region runs from base 1 to 519 and encodes 172 amino acids. Gene Ontology annotation, molecular function: glutathione transferase activity; glutathione peroxidase activity. The record is from RefSeq and is a predicted model, not a curated record. Gene Ontology annotation, cellular component: endoplasmic reticulum; membrane; nuclear envelope.